AAUUUAUAGGUGUUUGUGCUUAGUUCUAUUGUUUAAGUGAUGGUUAAUCUUGUUUGGUGAUAUAGGAUUGCAUACUUCACCAAACAAUUAAUAUUUCAGAUAUCUAGACUCGGUCUUCCAAUGUUUCGAUGGACUAAAUAUCUAUGCUCAGUCUUUCAGGCCAUAUAUUUCUCUCUUUCUACAAAUACAUGAACCUGUUAUUUAUCUUGGAAAAGAAAUUUUAUAAUAGAUUAUUGGUCCUGUCUUCCAUCGUUUUUUAAAUUUUAUAAUAAAUUAUUGGUCCUGUCUUCCAUCGUUUUUCCUGUCAAAAUAUGCACACUGCAGUAUUAUGACACUAUCUCUGUGAGGGAAAACUUGAUUUCAAAGAAUCCUUUCUCUAUGAAUGGAACUUUGACGACACUUGCUCCGUAGUUAGCACCACAUCAUAAAUGGUGAAAAAGGGGAAGAAUAAAGGGAAGUUGGAAGUGUGAAGAAGGCAUUCACUCCUCCACGAGAGGUGCAUGUUCAAGUAACUCACUCCAUGCCACCAGAAAAGAUUGAAGUUUUUGAUUCUCUGCGCGAUUGGGCUGCACAGAAUCUCUUGGUGAACCUAAAGCCUGUCGAGAAGUGUUGGCAGCCUACUGAUUUUCUUCCUGAUCCUGCUUCUGACGGAUUUGAUGAGCAGGUCAAGGAGCUAAGGGAAAGGUGUAAGGAAAUUCCUGACGACUACUUUGUUGUAUUAAUUGGGGAUAUGAUCACGGAGGAGGCCCUUCCAACUUAUCAGACCAUGAUAAACACCCUGGAUGGUGUUCGUGAUGAAACUGGUGCCAGCCUCUCUCCCUGGGCUAUUUGGACUAGGGCAUGGACAGCGGAGGAAAAUAGGCAUGGUGAUCUUCUCAACAAAUAUCUUUAUCUUUCUGGAAGAGUUGAUAUGAAGCAAAUUGAAAAGACAAUCCAGUACCUAAUUGGUUCUGGGAUGGAUCCUCGCACGGAAAACAACCCCUAUCUAGGUUUCGUCUACACUUCUUUCCAAGAAAGGGCUACCUUUGUUUCACAUGGUAACACAGCUAGGCUCGCCAAGGAGCAUGGGGAUAUGAAACUAGCACAGAUAUGUGGUUCAAUUGCUGCAGAUGAGAAGCGCCACGAAACUGCAUAUACCAAGAUCGUUGAGAAGCUACUCGAGGUUGAUCCUGAUGGUGCCAUAUUGGCUAUUGGUGACAUGAUGAGGAAAAAAAUCUCAAUGCCAGCUCAUCUGAUGUAUGAUGGCAGGGAUGACAACCUCUUUGAACACUUCUCUGCUGUAGCUCAACGGCUUGGUGUAUACACUGCCAAGGACUAUGCAGAUAUUCUGGAAUUCCUGGUGGGGAGAUGGGAAGUGGAAAAAUUGACCGGUCUUUCCAGUGAAGGACGCAGAGCACAAGACUAUGUAUGUGGACUGGCUCCGCGGAUUAGAAAAUUGGAGGAGAGAGCACAGGCAAGGGCCAAGCAGCGAAGUCCCGUUCCUUUCAGCUGGAUUUUUGGUAAAGAGAUAAAGAUAUGAAUGCACUUGUGUUGGAGGGCAAUGUCAUAUUACUUUCUGAUCUUUAAAUUUGCCAUAGAUUUAUGUUAAGAAACUUUAAGGGUAUAUGAUAUGAAGUCUGUGCAGGGUAGUUGAAGCUACUUCACUAGAGUAUUGGCUUUUCUUUUUGCAAUUGUGUUUAGGCCAUAGGGAAAAACAUAGUUCUUAGCAAUAAAGAUGAACCUUUUGGUACCCUCUUUCUUUUUUUCUUUUCAAGUCAAAGGUUAUGUGACUUAUUAGAUGGAUGAAGUAUAUGACUUACUACAUGACAAUUAACAUAUUCAAGGCUA
Molecule: messenger RNA, 1827 nt
Organism: Solanum pennellii
Lineage: Eukaryota; Viridiplantae; Streptophyta; Magnoliopsida; Solanales; Solanaceae
Product: stearoyl-[acyl-carrier-protein] 9-desaturase, chloroplastic
Exons: 3
Coding region: 521-1519 (332 amino acids)
Biological process (GO): fatty acid biosynthetic process
Cellular component (GO): chloroplast stroma
Molecular function (GO): stearoyl-[ACP] desaturase activity
Source: RefSeq, a predicted model, not a curated record